CAGCCGGAAGCUUGUCUCCGCUCCAGAGAAAUGGCUGUUCUCUUUCUUACAAUGCACUAGCAAUAAACCUCGACGUGUAGCAGGUGAUGAGUUACAGGAGCGGACUUGCUGCACCGAGGCCGGUCGCUGCCCCGCGUUAUGCUGCAGAAUAAGAACACUUCAUCUCUAAUCUACAUGAGCGAGGAGUUUUCUUGUUAGCUAGCUGCUAGCCGGCUAGCGCGUUAGCCGCAAAGCCGAGCACCUGUCAGCCAGCGCCGUUCGGUACAGCCCGUUAACGGCAGACACAUAAGAGCUGCAGCCCGGAGACAGCAGCCUCUCCGUUUCAAUAGCAGACAGUUCAUUGGUAACCCCGCGCCUAAAUGCCCGAACAAGGACCCAGAAUGAAUGGGUUUUCUCUCGGCGAACUAUGCUGGCUGUUCUGUUGUCCACCGUGUCCCAGUCGCAUCGCGGCCAAGCUAGCUUUCCUCCCCCCGGAGCCCACGUACUCCGUGCACACCGAUGCUAACGGGGUAACUAGCUUACAUUUAACCGAGCGGGCGGACUGGCAGUACUCCCAGCGAGAGCUCGAUGCAGUGGAGGUGUUUAGCACCAGGAGCAGCCGGGGUAACCGGGUCGGCUGUAUGUUUGUGCGCUGCGCCCCGAACAGCCGGUACACGCUCCUGUUCUCCCACGGUAACGCCGUGGACCUGGGACAGAUGUGCAGUUUUUACAUCGGCCUCGGCUCCAGGAUCAACUGCAACGUGUUCUCCUACGAUUACUCAGGGUACGGAGUCAGCACCGGCAAGCCCUCAGAGAAGAACCUGUAUGCGGACAUCGAGGCGGCCUGGCAGGUUCUGAGGAACAAGUAUGGUGUAACCCCUGAGAACAUCAUCCUGUACGGUCAGAGCAUUGGCACCGUGCCCACCAUCGACCUGGCUGCUCGCUAUGAAUGCGCCGCUGUCAUCCUACACUCACCACUCAUGUCAGGGCUACGAGUGGCCUUCCCUGAUACACGGAAGACCUACUGCUUUGAUGCCUUCCCCAGUAUUGACAAGGUGUCCAAGGUGGCGUCCCCAGUGCUGGUGAUCCACGGAACGGAGGACGAGGUGAUCGACUUCUCCCACGGCCUGGCCAUGUACGAGCGCUGCCCCCGUGCCGUCGAGCCCCUGUGGGUGGAGGGAGCCGGCCACAACGACAUCGAACUGUACGCUCAGUACCUGGAGAGACUCAAGCAGUUCAUCUCCUUCGAGCUCCCCACCUCCUGAGGGGAGCUCAGCACUCAGGCCGGGGUUCAUCUCAACACACUCAAGAAGCCUCCCCCUUAUCAUCUCCCAACUUCCUCUCUUAGCAUAGGGGCAGGACUGGUGUCAACUGAUCACGCUGAUCCCCCUCCCCCCCGUCCUUGGAGCCAUUUCAGGGUGGGAAUGUGUAGUGGACUGGAAGAGAGGAGGUGGUUUUAGAAUGUUGAGGUGCAGCCGAGGGUAAGGCCAGUACCAGCCAGGUGUAAAGCCCAGGCUUAACAUGUCCCCAGAACCUGGCUGGUGCUCUUACACAUGGACACGGUUUGCCAACGAACCCGGGCCUAGACGGUGUUUGCACUCAUUUCCCACUCCAGCUCUCAGCCUCCUUCCCCUCCUCCACUCACUCUGUCUCUUGCACCUUUUCUGUGUUAGUGUCUCCCACUGUGAGCUUCAGUCCGUCACAUUUCCUCAUUCUCCCUCUGUUUCUCCCACGAUCCCUUGUUUUCCUUUUGACUGAGAGUCUGCAAUGUUCAAGCUUGAUUUUUGUAUUCUUUUAUACAAGGUGAUGAAGUAUCAAUUUUGCACCACUAGAUGAAAUCGAAGUUUUUUACUUUUUCUGUAUUUUUAAGUUACCAUUCAGGGUUGAUUAAACAAUUGCACUUUUAAUGUGCAGAUAUUUUCAGGUAAUGAUUUUUUCCAUGUUUGGAUAUGUGUAGUUGAUUUUUUUGUUAUCAGCAUUCCAUGUUUUUUCUUAAUUGCUUUUUUUUUUUUCAAUGUGUGUACUUAAAAGCUGUUAACCAGAGUGCAACCCUGCACAUCUGGCCUUUUGUAGCUGUGAUCUUUGUAGUCCCGAUGCACGAUGCUCCCUCACACACAGGGAGCGCCAAACUCCAUUUAGAACUCUAGCAAUUUACCAAACGCCUUGCUCUGGCGAACACGCGUACAAUUCUCGUUUAGUGUUUGAUUACUUUUGAGCCACUGCUAAAUUGUGGAUGCAAACAGCGCCUUCAGUGCUUCGAUAAUAUCAACAUUCAGAAUAGGGUCACAACAAUUGUACAAAAUGAUACGAAAUGAAUGGAAGGCUGCGGUAAAGAGCAGUGUUAACCUAAAGUGUUCAUUGAAUUGUGAUUGGUGGAUCAUCUAUAUGCACAAUUGAAUGCUAAAUUUACCAGAUGCCUAAAUGAUUUGUAAAAUAGCUCAAUGGGUCAGUAAGUGAACUACUCACCAACAUAGGCUCAAAUAGAAUCAAACACAUCCUGACACCCCAGGUGAAGCCACUGUUGAAAAAGUAAUAUUGCUCCCUAACCCACAUCCUUAUUUGGAUUGUCAUUUAGGCUACGUUCACACUGCAAGCCCACCUACCCGAAAUGAACCUGAGACACUUCAUCAUAGACCCUGCUUCAUUAAAAAGGAUGGCCUAUAUUAGGCAUACCAGUUAAUCCUAUGACUUUUGGGAGCAAGUGCUGUCCCUGUAUUGUCAAGAAAAACUCCUGGUUUCUUAAAAGGAAUGGGAACAGGUCUAGAACACAUAAAUCUAGAGUAACAAAGAAGUCACAUGAAAUCUGAAAAAUAAUCAGACCUUGAUAUGGUCUGCUAUAUUUGGACAGUGGCUCAAAUCAGAACUGAAUUGUCAUUUGUAAUGUAGUCUUAUGAAAAAAAACAGAUCUGAGUCACACGAGUAAAAUAACUCGGAUUUGUGCCUGCAGUGUGAACAUAAUCUUGUGUAUGCAUCAAAUUCCUCCCUCCUUGUAUCUGUAAAGUCACACCAGGCUGGGAAAUUUGCCAAAAAGCAACCAGUAUUCCAACUAGUAAUACAGUAGCUUACCUCAAUAGAGAGAGCAGCAGGCAUCGGGACUGUGCUUCUGUUAACUGGAGAUCAUGCGGUAAGACUUGACUGCUGCUGCAAACAGAAGCAAACUUGACUCAGUACUGUAAAGUGAAGCCUGGGAGCAUGGUGCUGGGUUCACCUGCAGACAGAAGUACUUGGAACUCGGCUCCGUUUGAAGGUGUCCGAGGUGGGCAUGCUGUCGACGGGGUCUGGGCUCGUACUCCAUUUUACCAGUCACUUACACUACAGGUAAAAAGCCUUACAUUCGUGGACGUUUCACCCAGUCCCGUCGACUACAGCGGGGCUCUCGUAGUCUUCGGGGGGGCUGAUAACUGCUGCUAUUCAUCAGAGGAAUCAAUCAGUCAAUCACUGUGACAGCCAGACAUUUCGGGGAAACGCGGCAAAACCAAAUUCACCCUGACCACUGUCAGCCAUGUUGUUCCUGCCCGCAGCAGGAGAGGAACCUUUUGCCAACACUUGUUGUCUACUGAGCCCCGUGACAGUUUGCUCUCAUCCCAGCUCGAACUCCAAAGACACCCGAAGGAACCUCAAAGGGGAAGCGGAAUGCUGUGGAAGGAAGCGACGCAUGCAAAUCACCUCAUAGUUGUGGACAUUUCAACUUGUAUCUGAAUCGUUUGUUCUUUCUCUCCCCUGCAAAUGAAUGAAAAAGUAAAAAAGUAAAGUAAAACAAGUAAAGUAAGACACUAAGUCAAACACUUAAAGCUAAACAGUCACACAAAAAAGAAGUACAACACUAUCACACUGAGUGCUGAAAACAUUUUCAGAGGAUUGCGGUCGAGGGAUAUUUGCAUAGCAACUUGUGGUGGUCGUUGGAUUAAUCCGUGUAUUGCUGUGAAGUGCUCUGUCAGUUGGGUAUUAGUGUUUUCUGAUUCUAGCUAAUGUUGGGCCGACGUUUUUGGAUAACGAGCCCUCGAUCAUCUCUAGUAUAUUUCCUCUAGUUCCUCUUUUUGAAGGAAAUGAAGAUCCUGCUCUAGUCCUGAUUAUCGUUUUGAUACUGACAUUUUUACGAGGUUUUCCAGUCUAAAUGUUGAUAGAUUUACACUGUCUCUGAAGCUGGUUUGUACGAUAAUCCUCUGUAAUAGUAUACUUCAAUAUCUUCUCUAUACAUAUUAGCCCUCACGUGGGGCGGUCUAGUCUCAUUGAUUUUAACACUGGAAUCACAAUAUGCAAAUGAAAGGCAGAUGAAGCUUGUAGAAUCCGAUUUCGGUAAUAGCUUGUAAAAGUGAUGAAAAAGCCUUAAACAUGCCGUGAAACAGAUUGUCAUAAAUGUGGUUGUUGUUGCAAGAAAGCAGCACAAUGGAUGUUUUAAUGCUUAUAAUGGAAUAAAGAAUGCAUGGAAGUGUG
This is a messenger RNA of Dicentrarchus labrax (European seabass), 4413 nucleotides long. It is a transcript of the gene abhd17c, whose product is annotated as abhydrolase domain containing 17C, depalmitoylase. Lineage: Eukaryota; Metazoa; Chordata; Actinopteri; Moronidae. Gene Ontology annotation, molecular function: palmitoyl-(protein) hydrolase activity. The transcript has 3 exons. The coding region runs from base 360 to 1244 and encodes 294 amino acids. The record is from RefSeq and is a predicted model, not a curated record. Gene Ontology annotation, biological process: protein depalmitoylation. Gene Ontology annotation, cellular component: endosome membrane; plasma membrane.